Messenger RNA from Leptosia nina, 1269 nucleotides. The record is from the annotation of a GenBank genome assembly. NCBI's taxonomy places the organism in Eukaryota, Metazoa, Arthropoda, Insecta, Lepidoptera, Pieridae.
AUGCUGCUAGUCGUGGGGCUGUUGUGUAUAUUUCUAGUGGGUGCCACUGGAUCACCGAACGUCAAGUAUGUGGAGGAACUAGUCAGAAAUAAUGUAUUUGGGCCAGUUCCACAAAAUGUUCUUGAGGAUGCGACACUAGAUGUGCCAGAACUAGUCAGAAAGUACGGAUAUCCACUGGAGAAACACAACGUCAUCACCUUAGAUGGAUACAUAUUAGAAUUACAUCGCAUUCCACAUGGUCGUUUUAAUAAUAACCAAGCUGGAAACAAACCUGUCGUGUUUGUCAUGCAUGGUGUUGUGUGUUCUUCUGCUGAUUGGGUACUUACUGGACCUGGAGUAGGGCUAGGUUACAUCCUCGCUGAAGAAGGAUUUGAUGUAUGGCUAGGAAACAACCGUGGUAAUUAUUAUUCAAGAAGACAUCUAACUUUAAACCCUGAUGAUGCCAACAGCACCGCCUUUUGGCAGUACUCUUUAGACGAAAUGGGCAAUCUGGAUCUAUCAUCGUCUAUUGACUAUAUUCUGCGCGUAACAGGCAGACCUAACUUGCACUACAUAGGACACUCACAAGGAACAUCCGUUUUCUUUGUGUUGGGUUCACUAAGACCUGAUUUCAGUGAAAAAAUUGCUGCAGCACACAUGUUAGCCCCCGUUGUUUUUACCGUUGCUAAUAGAAAUCCUAUGCUGGAUGCUCUAUCUCCUAUUGCAGCUGCUAUUAUGUCAUCUUUAACUGACUUUGGGAUUGGUGAAAUGGCGCCGAAGAGUGAUCUUAUGGCUUUUAUUGCACGUACAUUUUGUGCUGAUGGAACUUCGACUCAACCUAUUUGCAGCGCUCUGCUGUUUAUGAUCGGCGGAUGGAGUGAAAGUCAACAUAACGCGACAUUACUGCCAGUGAAGCUAGCACACACACCAGCGGGCUCCGGUGUAAGGCAGUUCGCGCAUAUGACCCAGAAUGUAGCUUCAAAGAACUUCCGUCGAUACGACUUUGGUACAGUUGAAAACUUACUACGUUAUGGGACGGCAGAGCCACCAGCUUACAAUCUGAAGAACAUUAAAAGCCCGGUCUUUCUCCACUACUCACAUGGUGAUGUAAGGAUCCACGAAGGAGAUGUUCGCGUCCUAUAUGAUGCCCUGGAUGCCCCCAAGGAAAUGAUUCUCAUAGAAGAAAGAACCUUCAGCCACGUUGAUUUUAUGUGGGGUAUAAAUGCAAAAACAGUUCUGUACGAUAGAAUUAUAAGUGAUAUAAGAAGAAUUGAAAACUCUAGAAAAUAA